CAGUUUCGUUGAGCGGUUGAACACGUACGGUAUCCAGAGUAAACAACAAUGGCGACUGCAGGUGCUCCUAAAUCAAAAGAUUUCGAUAAUAAAAUCAACGAAUCAUUAUUUGACAAGCCUUUAGAUGACACCUGCACUAGACAGUGGGGAUUGAAGAUUCUACGGUUUUCAUCACAGUAUAAUAACACAUCAUGGUCAGCAAACAGUGUUCUUGGACCGCCCAGGGUUUAUCCACAGUAUGGAGAUAUUGGAGGAGCAUGGGCCUCAGAUGAAAUUGAUGCUGCUCAAUUCAUAGAGAUACAAUACAAAAAGAAACUGUAUGUGAAGAGAAUAGAUAUAUACGAGACAUACAACUCAGGUGGAGUCAUGUUAGUAUCAGCAUUGAGUCCCAAGGGUAACUGGGUAACACUCUGGCAUAAGGAUGCACCAGAAGUUAUUGACAAUAGCAGAAUAUUUGCGCCUCCCCUGAAGAAAACUGACUUCAAGACAGAUAGCCUCAGGUUGGACAUUGACUGCAGUGCAGCUAACAGUUGGUGUGAAAUUGAUGCUGUAGAAAUGUAUGGCAGAGAACAUAGAAUAGAUCCCCCAUCUGAGCUUGGCACAAUGGCAGUAGAUCUUGCCACUCUCAUAAACAGUGAUCUCUUCUGUGAUGUCAUAUUUGAUAUUGACGGCCACAAAGUUUGUGCACAUCGUGCGAUCCUAGCUGCAAGGAGUGAAUAUUUCCGCGCAAUGUUCUGUGAUGGAAUGAAGGAAUCUAGUGGACAAUACAGAGGCCCAUUUGUAAAGCCUGAUGAAAUGAAAGCAAUUCCAUUACCUGAGAUAAGCUAUAAUGCUUUUAUGGGUAUACUGUCAUAUCUCUAUACCAACAAUUUGAAGCAAGAUCUCCAUCCAUUUGUACUGGUGGAACUCCUUAGAGCUGGUGACCGACUGAAUAUGGAGACUUUACGUCAUCUUGCGAUAUUCUACCUAAAUGGUAAAAUGAAGGUUAAAAAUGUGGUAGAUAUUUACAGAGAAGCCACUGAAAAGCUCCCAAUCCUAGAUGAUGUGCGUUCCAUGUGUCUAGACUUUAUCAGCUACAAUUUUGCAGCCGUUACUAAAUCUCGAGCAUUUUGCAACUUACCUCAAGACCUUAUGUUAGAAAUUAUACAACAGACUGCAAAGGACUUGUCUCUUGAAGAUUAAAUGUUAUAUGGGUUAUCUUGUAAUUUGAUGGUUUUUGAUGGUGGGUAAUUUAGGAUCAUGAAGAAAGUUGAUUUUUGGAAAUUUAAGUGAUAGACACAGCAACAUUUUCAACUUCAGGGGUGGGGGAUAUCAUCUUUUUUUUGUUGUACAUUAGCUCCAGGUAUUAAAACACAAUUAUUUAAUAUCGUAUAAUACUGUAUUCCUUGAAGUAAAGUUAGGAGGGAAGGAAAUUAUUCCCUGAAUUGAAUAAGGUAUUUUUUGCCAAAAUGUGAUAGAAACAACCAAAAAUAUGUAUUUUUAUAUAUAUUGUAAAGGUCUCGUAUGUACAGAUUUACAUAGAUUGUGAGGUUUUACAUAUACUAAUGUAUAAUGACAUUUUACAUAUACAUUGUAUUUGAUGUCUAUAGACAAAAUCUAUCUAGACAAAAUAUUAUUGGUCUAGUUUGGAAUUUUUAAAGGAAAUGAAAAUAAUUUAUGUAUAUUUUAUACAUUUAUAUACCUUUAGAUGUACUAUUAUAGUAUUUAUUUAUAUAUGUAUAAUAUGAUACAAGUCUUGAUUAAAAAAGAAUUUUUAGUACAUGUAGUAACAGGAACAGUAUUUACUUUUUAUUGUACAAAAUUAUGUAUAAGCUAUCUCAUGUAUAUACAGCACAGUUGUAGAACCUGCUAGGUUAAACACCUCUGUAAGUGGAACACCU
Molecule: messenger RNA, 1880 nt
Organism: Owenia fusiformis
Lineage: Eukaryota; Metazoa; Annelida; Polychaeta; Sabellida; Oweniidae
Source: the annotation of a GenBank genome assembly